Indicator indicator is the source of this 954-nucleotide messenger RNA. RefSeq names its product taste receptor type 2 member 9-like. Bases 1 to 954 code for a protein of 317 amino acids. Gene Ontology annotation, cellular component: membrane. The record is from RefSeq and is a predicted model, not a curated record. Gene Ontology annotation, molecular function: G protein-coupled receptor activity; bitter taste receptor activity. Gene Ontology annotation, biological process: G protein-coupled receptor signaling pathway; sensory perception of taste; detection of chemical stimulus involved in sensory perception of bitter taste. The transcript has a single exon. Lineage: Eukaryota; Metazoa; Chordata; Aves; Piciformes; Indicatoridae.
AUGGCAGCGUGUUACUCUCAAGAGAAAUUUAAUGUCACUUCAUACAAUACCAUGGCUUUUGUCAUCAUCACACUUCAGACAUUUGCCGGCAUGUGGAUAAAUGGUUUCAUUGUUUCUGUGCUGUGUGUUGCUUCGGUGAAAAAGAAAAUCUUUAACUCCAAUGAGAAGAUCGUGCUGUUUCUGGGGUGCUGCAGGCUUGGGGAUUUGUGCAUCACAUGGGUAUUUUCAUUUCUUUCAAUAAUAUAUCCCCACUGCUUUUAUGUUCACCCCAUACCCCAAAUGUUUUCAGGUCUCAGAAGUUUUUUAAAUUCUACCAAUGUGUGGGUUUCUGCCUGUCUUUGUGUUUUUUAUUGUAUAAAAAUUGCAAAUUUCCAGCACACCUCCUUCAUCUACCUGAAGGUAAAGAUUGACAGGAUAUUACCUGGGCUUUUCUUGGUUUCAGUGCUUUUUGCACUGGUUAUGGGUAUCCUUGCUUAUGACAUAACUUACAGAGUAGUCUUUAAGAAUCUGAAUUCCACCAUCCCAGGAAAUUUGUGGAAUACUCAUGUUACAAUGGAUGAACACACUUUUGCCCUGUUUUGUAUCAAUGGGUUCAUAUCGACCACUGCAUUCAUGACAGUCAUCUUUUCUCUUCUUCUCCUCCUCUUUUCUCUCUGGAGACACAAACACAGGAUGCAGGCAAACUCAAUGAGGAACCUCAGCAUGGAUGCCCAUACCAAAGCCAUAAAAUCUAUUCUGUCCUUCAUCUUUAUUUACAGCAUCAACUUUACUGGAUUCAUCUUGACAAUGAUUUAUGCUAGGAUGAUGGAAUAUCGUUUGAUAUUUCUUAUUUUAAUAUCUCAGUAUGUUCUUCCAAUUGUUCAUUCCCUUAUUCUGAUUUUCAGCAAUCCCAAACUGGAAAAGAUGUUUCUAAGGACUCUGUCUUGUUUGAAGUGGGAGCUUUACAAGGAAUAG